Molecule: messenger RNA, 1797 nt
Organism: Didymodactylos carnosus
Lineage: Eukaryota; Metazoa; Rotifera; Eurotatoria; Philodinida; Philodinidae
Source: the annotation of a GenBank genome assembly
AUGACAUCGGAACCUAUAACAAUCACAACCUCGGAUACUACUAUUUCGAAUAUAACAACAGCACCAUCAACAACACCGACAAUAAUCCGUUCUAACAUUGAUAAAGAAUGUCCAAUAAAAUAUGUAACAGUGUACAAUGAUCGUGCAGAAAUAACGCGUUCAUUUAAUCAACAAUUUGAUCUGGAUGGAACAUACGAACUAAUAUUGGAUGGAUUUUCAAACCAUGUUGAUCAAAAUUCAUUUCAUGUUAAAGGGGGUACGGGAAAAGCAACAAUCCUUGAAGUUUCCUAUCAUACACGGUACGAAAAAUCACAAACCGAUACAACUGUAGCUGAGACAAAACAUAAACAAAUACAAAAGCAAGUGUUCGAUUUGAAUAAUGAUAUCGCACAACAUCAACAGGAGUUAGAUCGGAUAAAUAAAAAUAUCGAUUGGUUGGAUGGUCAUGCCAAUCACUUGAUGAAUAAUAAGGAAAAGAAUGAUAAUUCUCUUCAGGAAACCGAACAAUUCUUAGAUUUUUAUUAUCAAAAAUUGAAAACACUCGACGAGAAGAAAAUGACUGAAGAACACAAAUUGAAAUCAUUAAAUGAACAACGUGAGACAUUGAUGAAAAAUUUGAAUACUUAUGGCACAAACUUAUCAUCAAAUGUAAUGAAUGAGCAUCGUGAAAUUACAAUUCUGUUGAAUGUUCAAGAUAAAAAAUCUCUAAUUAAUUUAGAAAUCUCUUAUCUGACGUUAAACUGUUCAUGGAAAGCAAGUUACGACGUACGCGUAACAAGUGAAAAUAAAUCGACACAAACAGAACUCACCUACUAUGGGAUCAUUACGAAUAAAUCAAAUGAGAAUUGGAUCAAUGCACACUUUUCCUUAUCAACAGCAACACCAUCCUUGGGUGGAACGCCACCGAAAUUAUCAACAUUGAACGUCAACUAUAAGCAACCAUAUUAUCGUCCAUCAUCACGAGAUUACUAUGCUGACUGUGCAUCUGCAGAAUCCGUUACGUUUUAUAAACAAAGUAAAAAAGUAUCAAGACUACUACCAAAAGUAUCCAUGCGUCGUAAUUCGAAUGCUUAUGAUAGGGAAGCCAUUCUUGAAAAUGAUGAUGAGGAUGAAGUUGGAAUACUUGUAUCCAAAGCUGAAACAGGUUUAAGUUCAACAAAUUUUACCAUACCACGCUCAGCCACUAUCGAAUGUGAUGGUAAACCACAUAAAGUGACCAUUGGUGUUCUCUACUUAGAAUCUAAAUUUACCUAUACAUGUGUGCCGAAACUCUCACCGUAUGCUUACUUGAAAGCCACAACAACCAAUACAUCCGAUAAACAAUUAUUAUCAGGUCCUAUUAAUGUCUUUAUGGAUAAUAAUUUCAUUACUCAUAGUCAAAUUGGCAAUGUAUCGAUUGAUGAAAAAUUUGAUUUAUAUUUAGGUAUUGAUUCCAAUGUGAAAUGUGAAUAUAAACCUGUACAUAAAAUGAAUGAUAUUCAAGGACUCAUUUCUAAAGUCAAUCACGAAUAUGUUAAGCAUGAGACAAAGAUAAAAAAUUUAAAAGCAAAUGAUAUUUGCAUAUAUGUCUAUGAUCAUUUGCCAUUAUCAACAGAUGAAAAAAUUAAAGUAAAACUUUUACAACCACAAGAUAUCGGUAAAUUAAAAGAACAUUCAAUAACAUCUGUAUCAGUCAUAAUAAAUGAUGAUAAUAAUAUGGAAUGGAAAGUAUUACUGAAAGCAAAAGAAGAAUGUAAAUUACCACUGGAAUAUUUGAUUGAAUGGCCAAAAGAGAAACAAAUUGAAUAUAAAGAAUGA